Molecule: messenger RNA, 618 nt
Organism: Fusarium odoratissimum NRRL 54006
Lineage: Eukaryota; Fungi; Ascomycota; Sordariomycetes; Hypocreales; Nectriaceae
Exons: 1
Coding region: 1-618 (205 amino acids)
Source: RefSeq, a predicted model, not a curated record
AUGUCAUCGCCUGGUGCCUCGUCACCCGAUGCCAUCGUUUUCGAUGGUAACGGAGAUCUCUGGCUGACUGUCGGUUCCGGUUCAUCUUCUACAAUCCUCCAUGUUGACUCUCACGCCCUCUGCCGGGCCUCCAAGGUCUUCCGCGCCAUGCUACGGGGCCGCUUCAGCGACUCGAAGCCCGCCAACGACCUGCAUCGCUGGGGAGUAAAGCUUCCCGAGGACAAUCCAGAAGCCUUUGUUGUUCUCAUGGACAUCGUCCAUGUAAACUUCGACCAUGCCCCUCUGGAUCUAAAGCCUCAAGAGCUCUACAACAUCUGCGUCUUGGCCAACAAAUACGACAUGACCAAGACGCUGCGGCCGAUGGCGACAGCGUGGUAUCAAAGGCUCAAGAGCAUGUGCCAGCGCAGUAAGAAGAUGCAGGCAUACAGCAAGAAUCUAUUCGUGGCUUGGGAGCUCGGAUGCCAGGGCGCAGUGGAGGAGAUGCUUCAGGAUAUCGCCGAAAAAUGCCACGUCGACGAGUUCGGCAGCUUGUUGAUUGAUAGACAUACUCGGCUGGACGACUUGGAAACUUUCAGACUGAUUCCUUUGAUCGGUGAGUUAAGACGACUUUCGAUUUAG